Molecule: messenger RNA, 4075 nt
Organism: Vicia villosa (hairy vetch)
Lineage: Eukaryota; Viridiplantae; Streptophyta; Magnoliopsida; Fabales; Fabaceae
Product: protein CHROMATIN REMODELING 35-like
Exons: 6
Coding region: 842-3907 (1021 amino acids)
Biological process (GO): gene silencing by siRNA-directed DNA methylation
Molecular function (GO): ATP-dependent chromatin remodeler activity; ATP binding
Source: RefSeq, a predicted model, not a curated record
UUUCCAAUACAUAAUAAGGGUAGUAUAGUAAAAAUACUAUUAUCUCUCUUACUUUUAACUACUUUUCUUAAUAUGUGUGAAAUGGUGGGCUGGGUCACUCAUUGUGGGACGGAGGGAGUAAUGAUGAUUAGAUGUGUAAUGACGCUCAGGGGUAUGUAAAACCAUGUUUAAUUGUUUGUGAUUAGGGUAAUUAAAGGAAUUUAGUAGUAAUUGAUUUUUAUAUAUUAAAGUAGAUUUUAUUGCUUAUAAAAAAAAAAGACAACCAAAACAUCUUUUCAUUUUCUUAACAACCUAGAAUUACUCAAAUAAAACACUUUUAUGAGACUUUAUAAAUAUUGUAUUAAGUAAAUUAAAUAACUGAUAAUCCCGAAUAUUCAAAGUCUAUAAGUUACAAUCACAACAACCUACAUUGUGCCUAGUGGGAUCAAUUUUCACAUAACUAUCAAAGAUAUUAUAUGAACGAAAAAUGUGAUACGUUAGAUCAUGAGAGCAAUCAAUUAACUCGAAAGAAUAACAACCUUUGAUUAACCACAAACCAACUCGUAAGAACUCCAAAACACCAAUCAAAACCCAAGCGUCAUUCCGACCCACGCUAAGCCUGACACACCGAAUAAUUUCCCUUCCCGCAAAAACAAACUCAAAGCUAGUAUACGUACGUACUAUUUUUGCCCGAAAACGUUACUACCACUCACACUCACUCCUCAACUCUUCACCCCCCAAAACUGCAAUCCUUUCUCUCAAUCCUCAAAACCCUAUUCUCACUCUUCCUCUCCCCAACCUAACCUCUAGCAAACCAUUUUUUUCUUCCAUUUUCGGUUUUUGCGCAGUGAUCGAUCGAUCGAUGGAAUCACCGGUUGAUUUUUUACUUGCUAAACGCAAAGCUUCAACUGGAACUUCAUCUGAGGAAGGAUGCAAAAAACCAAGGAUAUCAAGUGGCAGCUUGCCACAUUCUCAUGGUAAUUUUGUAGGUGACAAAAAUCAGCUUGCCAUCUCGAAUGUCAUAGAUUAUUCAGAGAGCAGAAAAUUUGGAAGCGUGACAAAGAAUAUUGAAGCCCUUAUGGCCCAAAGAAUGCAAAUAUUGGGCCCUUACAUCCCAAAAUAUCCUAGACUUGCGAAUCAAUUAAUGAAAGUUGUGACAGAUCAUGAUGAAAAAACGCUCAACUCAGAAAAUAAAAAAGUUAAUGGUAUGUCACCUCAAAAUGCCAUAGAUUUGGAUGGGGAGCACAUUGAAAAGGAUGUUUUGACACCAAGAAGAGAAAAGGAUGUUCCAGCAUCACCAACUGUUGUUGUUAUCAUUGAUUCAGAUGAGGAAGAUGAUAGGGAUCAAAAAUGUUUUCUUCCGUUUCAGCCUCCUGCAUUAAAAAUGAUUGGCUAUCAUGCUCCCAUUGCUUGUCAUGGGGAAAGUGUAGAUCUAAAAUUUGAAGCAAGUCCGCAUCCUAAAGAUAACACAUGGAAAGAUGAAGGUUUUUAUGUUGAUGCACGUGAGGAAGAAGAUACUAAGGUUGAUGCUGAAACAAGUCUGCCUCCUAAAGAUAACACAAGGAAAGUUAAAGGUGUUCAUGUUGAUGUACACGGGGAAGAAGAUGACAAGGUUGAUGCUGAAACAAGUCUACCUCCUAAAGAUAACACAAGGAAAGAUGAAUGUGUUUAUGUUGGUGUACAUGAGGAAAAAGAUAAGAAGGCUGAUGCUGAAACAAGUCUGCCUCCUAAAGAUAACACAAGCAAAUAUAAAGGUGUUUAUGUUGGCGUACAUGAGGAAAAAGAUAAGGCUGAUGUUGAAACAAAUCUUCCUCUUAAAUAUAACACAAGAAAAUAUAAAGGUGUUUAUGUUGGUGUACACGAGGAAGAAGAUACUAAGGUUGAAGCUGAAACAAGUCUGCCUCCUAAAGACAAAACAAGGAAAGAUAAAGGUGUUUAUGUCGGUGUACACGAGGAAGAAGAUAAUAAGGUUGAUGCUGAAGAUGAAAGGCUAGAAGAUAUUUGGAGGGAGAUGUCUAUGGCAAUAGAAACUUCUAAAGAUGUUUCUGCAGAUCAUCUACCAGAAGAAGAAGAAGAAGAAAAGGAUGCUGACUGUGAUCACUCUUUUGUUUUAAAAGACGAUCUGGGUUAUGUUUGUCGUGUUUGUGGGGUUAUUGACAGAGGAAUUGAAACCAUAUUUGAGUUCCAAUACAAGGUUAAAAGGAGCACAAGAACUUACAUGUCCGAAUCCUGGAAUGCCAAAGCAAAAAAUGAUUUAUUUGAAGCUAAGAUUGCGGAAGAUGAUCUCAUGGUAACGGAAAUUUCAGCACAUCCUAGGCAUGCAAAUCUAAUGAAACUGCACCAAGUCGAAGGAUUCAAUUUUCUUGUCAGAAACCUGGUGGGGGACCAUCCUGGAGGAUGCAUUCUGGCUCAUGCUCCAGGAUCUGGAAAGACUUUCAUGAUUAUCAGUUUCAUACAGAGUUUUCUAGGAAAGUAUCCCAGUGCAAGGCCUCUAGUGGUGCUUCCUAAGGGAAUACUGUCGACUUGGAAAAAAGAAUUUCAGACAUGGCAAGUGGAAGAUGUACCACUCUAUGACUUUUACACUGCGAAGGCUGAAAGUAGAUCACAACAAUUGGAAGUCUUAAAAAAAUGGGUGGACCACAAGAGUAUCCUUCUCUUAGGAUACAGACAGUUCACUUCCAUUGUCUGUGAUGACUGCAAUAACAAUGUAUCAUUAUCUUGCCAAGAGAUAUUGCUUAAGGUUCCCUCAAUUCUCAUUUUAGAUGAGGGACAUACUCCCAGGAACGAGACUACUGAUACGGUACAGUCCCUUGCAAAAGUAAAAACACCAAGAAAAGUUGUACUGUCGGGAACCCUAUAUCAAAAUCAUGUCAAGGAGGUAUUCAACGUGCUGAACCUUGUUCGCCCAAAGUUUAAAUCGAUGGAAACGUCCAAGCCUAUUGUCCGACGCAUUAAGAGUAGGAUCCAUCUACCUGGUGUGAAUGACUUUUGUGAUUUGAUUGAAAACACUUUGCAGAAGGACCCGGAUUUUAAAAGGAAAGUGGCUGUUAUACAUGAUUUGCGGGAGAUGACCAGUAAGGUACUGCACUACUAUAAAGGAGAUUUUCUUGAUGAGCUUCCUGGCCUAGUAGAUUUUACUGUGGUGCUCAAACUUACACCUAGACAGAUGCAUGAACUUGAUAAAGUAAAAAGGAUAUCUGGAAAGUUCAAGAUGGCUUCUGUAGGUAGUGCAGUAUAUCUGCACCCAAAAUUGAAACCAGUUGCAGAGAAAUGGGGUGAAAAUUCUAUAUCUGAUCAUAUAAGUGAUGAUCUAAUAGCAAACCUAGAUGUGAGAGAUGGAGUUAAAUUAAAAUUCUUUCGCAAUAUGCUGAACCUAUGCGAAUCAGCUGGGGAGAAGCUUUUGGUGUUCAGUCAAUCUCUCUUGUCUUUAAAAUGUUUGGAACGGUUAGCUAUGAAAUGGAAAGGCUGGAGUGUUGGCAAAGAAAUUUUUGUAAUUUCAGGAAAAUCAUCCACUGAAGAAAGAGAGUUUUCCAUGGAAAAGUUCAACGGUUCACCUGAGGCGAAAAUAUUCUUUGGGUCAAUUAAAGCAUGUGGUGAGGGUAUAUCGUUGGUUGGGGCAUCCCGUGUCAUCAUCUUGGAUGUGCAUUUGAACCCGUCUGUUACUCGUCAAGCUAUUGGCCGUGCUUUCCGGCCAGGCCAGAAAAGGAAAGUGUUUGUGUAUAGAUUGAUAGCUGCUGAUUCUCCAGAAGAGGAAGAUCACAAUACUUGUUUCGAGAAGGAGUUAAUUUCAAAAAUGUGGUUUGAAUGGAAUGAAUAUUGCGGUGACAGAGCUUUUGAAGUUGAGACACUUGAUGUGAAGGAAUGUGGUGAUAUGUUUCUAGAAAGUCCAUUGUUAGGGGAAGAUGUAAAAGCUCUGCAUAAAAGGUGAUCUGUGGCAUUCAGCGAACAGUUUUAGCAUUGAGAGGCUUGCUGAAUUGAAUUGGUUGUCUUUAUACUAUUCAUAUAGUUUACAUAUGAUUCUGAACUUGUUUGUAUUGCAGAAAUCUUCUGCUCUAACAUUGCUAUUGCAUCAACUGAUUAGAGAAAUGUUUUAAAA